Molecule: messenger RNA, 372 nt
Organism: Purpureocillium takamizusanense
Lineage: Eukaryota; Fungi; Ascomycota; Sordariomycetes; Hypocreales; Ophiocordycipitaceae
Exons: 1
Coding region: 1-372 (123 amino acids)
Source: RefSeq, a predicted model, not a curated record
AUGUCUGAUAAGAAAGGCAAAAAGAGUCAAAAGAGCAGGACCUUCAGCGCGCUGGACGGCGCCGCUCUACUUCUUUUCGAUGGCGCUAUGACAUCCGAGCAAAAGUCCAAGACGGCCAAGAAGCUGCGCGACAAGCAUGACAGCCCCGAUAGCUACCGUUUCUACGACAAGUACACGACGUCGCAGGAAAAGAAGGCUUGGAAGAAGCUGAAGGAGGGUUCAAGCAGUACACAGGGCCAGGGCCAGGGCCAGGGUCACCCCGGGGGAUCAUCAAGCCACACAGGAAGUGGUCUGGGGCGCGCACCACCCGGGCAGGCUGCCAGGGAGCCCUCUGUGGCAUCGCGGUCGAGUCGCUCAGGCAAGAAAAAGUAG